UUGGCUUCAUUGAGGAUCAGGUCCUGAAGAAAGCCUUCAGUAAUCAGUAUUUUCAUUCCCUCUGCCUAAAAAUCAGAUUGCUGGAUAUUUGAUAGCUGUAUUUUCCCACAACAAGCUCGGCAGGUGAGACUUUCAAAAAUGGAAGGACUUGUUCAUACCCACUUGAAUGAUCAAAUUCGACCCUAUUUGGACCUCAUCGACUCACUGCGUCUAAUGGGCAUCGAUCAGGAUCUGCCCCUGCCAGCGAUAGCUGUGAUCGGAGACCAGAGCUCAGGGAAGAGCUCCCUGCUGGAGGCGCUGUCUGGAGUGGCUCUACCCAGAGGCAGCGGCAUUGUGACUCGAUGCCCGCUGAUGCUGAAGCUGAGGAAGCUGAAGGGAGGUGUGCAGUGGAGGGCGAUCAUCUCCUUCAGUGGCACAAGGAAGGAGUUCACAGACAAAUCUCAGGUUGAGGAGCAGGUCAAAACUGCCCAGAACGAGCUGGCUGGAGACGGUGUUGGGAUCUGUGACGAGCUGAUUAGUCUGGAGAUCCUGUCCCCUGAUGUGUGUGACCUCACUCUGAUUGAUUUACCCGGCAUUGCCCGGGUUCCUGUUAAAGGACAGCCUGAGGACAUUGGAGACCAGAUUCAAGUGCUCAUUCGCCGUUUUAUUGAGAAGAGUGCAACCAUCAACUUGGUGGUGGUCCCAUGUAAUGUCGACAUAGCAACAACUGAAGCUCUCAAAAUGGCUCAGGAAGUUGACCCAGAUGGGAAAAGAACUUUGGGCAUUCUGACUAAGCCCGACCUCAUAGAUCAUGGCACAGAACAGAACAUUCUGGAUAUAGUAAAUAAUCAGGUCAUCCCGCUGAGCAAAGGCUACAUGAUUGUGAAGUGCCGCGGUCAGCAGCAAAUUCAGGAUGGGAUUCCUCUUGAGGAGGCCACCAGGAUGGAGAGAGAUUUCUUCAGCCAACAUGAGUACUUCAGUGGUCUUUUCACUGAGGGAAAGACCACAACCCAGAGCCUUGCCACCAAACUGACCCAAGAACUGGUGCGCCACAUCAAAGACUCUCUGCCAACAGUAUCGGACAAGGUUAGAGAUGAGCUGUUUGCAUCCAAGAAGCAGAUGACUCAGUAUACUGAGGGUCCUCCAACAGAUGCUCCAGGAAGGAAAAGAUACCUUGUUGAUGCCAUAUUCAGGUUCACCAGCCAAAUCAACAACUUGGCAGCUGGGGAAGAUAACCUGCAUGUGGCUCUGCGGAGCCAUUUUGAAAAGUGGCUAGAUGAUCUUGAGAGGAGCCAGCAACCAUCAGUUUCUAAAGAGAUACUCGAUGUGGUGAAACAGUAUGACAAGAAACACAGAGGGAGAGAGCUCCCUGGUUUCAGCGACUACAAAGUGUUUGAGAUGGUCGUCCAGAAACUGGUGAAGAAACUUCAGGACAAUGCACUGUACAUUUUGGGAGUCAUCAGAGAAACAGUUCAUAAGCACUUUGUUAAUGCCGCAGAUCCAAUCUUUUCAAACUACCCUAACCUCCGGUGUGUCACAAUGAACAUGAUCGACAAAAUCCAGUCGAGACAGGAGGUCAAAGUGGAGGAGAGAAUCAAGGAGCAGUUUGAGAUGGAGGCACUGGUGUACACGCAGGACAAAACCUUCUUGAAAACCCUGAAAGGUUUAUCUGAGGACAACAGUCCAGAGGAAUUUCACGAGUGUGAAAUUCCUGGGACAUCUAAAGAUGAUAGGUUUAAGUACACUGGAAUGUUUAAGGCAUACUAUGAGGUGCAGUACCCCCACUGUGUUCUUAUACAGUAUUGUAUUUAUUUCAAGAGAUGACCUGUCAGUUUGUGAAAACAGCUGAGAAAUACUGGUUAAACUAUAACCCUUCUCUCUCUCACUCUCUCUCUCUGUCUCUGUGUCCAUCUCAGAUAGUGAUACAGCGCUUGGCAGACCAGGUCCCCAUGCUGAUCCAGUUGUUCUUGUUGAAGCAGUCAGCACAGUUGCUGUGUACUGAGAUGCUGAGCCUCAUCGAUGGCGUGGAUUUGGACAAGGUCCUGA
Sardina pilchardus (European sardine) is the source of this 2025-nucleotide messenger RNA. RefSeq names its product interferon-induced GTP-binding protein Mx-like. Gene Ontology annotation, biological process: defense response to virus. The record is from RefSeq and is a predicted model, not a curated record. Gene Ontology annotation, molecular function: GTP binding; GTPase activity; microtubule binding. The transcript has 12 exons. Bases 139 to 1803 code for a protein of 554 amino acids. Gene Ontology annotation, cellular component: membrane; cytoplasm; nucleus. NCBI's taxonomy places the organism in Eukaryota, Metazoa, Chordata, Actinopteri, Clupeiformes, Clupeidae.